AUGGCAAAUAUAUCAGUUCUGAUGGUGUGUCAUGGAAAUAUCUGCAGGUCAACUAUGGCACAGCAACUGUUGACUCAAAUGGUCUUAAGUGCCCCUGAGGGGUCUGCUGUUAAAAGAAUAACUAAAGUGGACAGCUGUGGAACUAGUCGCGAGGAAAUAGGGAACUCGCCCGAUCCUGGAACUCAGAAGGCACUGAAGAAUCACGGCUAUCCGCCUCUGGAGCAUACUGCGAGACAAUUUGAUACCAAAAGUGACAGUCAAUUUGACUACAUAUUUGUGAUGGACAACGCAAACAUGAGAAAUGUGCAGCGAUUUCUUGCGGGUACGGGAUCAAAAGCCAAAGUAGAGAUGCUCGGCAGUUACGAUCCCCAAGGUCAAAAGGUCAUCAGUGAUCCUUGGGCGGGAAGUGAAAAAGUGUUUGAAAACACUUAUCAACAUAUUCACAGAAGUCUGGAGAAUUUCCUAAAAACUGAAUUUUUAAAUUGA
Molecule: messenger RNA, 486 nt
Organism: Symsagittifera roscoffensis
Lineage: Eukaryota; Metazoa; Xenacoelomorpha; Acoela; Convolutidae
Product: low molecular weight phosphotyrosine protein phosphatase-like
Exons: 2
Coding region: 1-486 (161 amino acids)
Biological process (GO): protein dephosphorylation
Cellular component (GO): cytoplasm
Molecular function (GO): acid phosphatase activity; non-membrane spanning protein tyrosine phosphatase activity
Source: RefSeq, a predicted model, not a curated record